AUGCACCUUUUUUCAAUAUCUUUAUUUUUCUCCUCUUACAUUCUUUUCCUUAAUUUUUCAACCGUUUUUCUUCUUCCUUUUGAUUUUUGUUACUCAGAAUUCUUCUUAUUCUUCCUUUUUACUGACUUUCUUUUUAUCUUCUCUUUUACAUAUUCGUUUUUACUUUCUUCAUAUUCAUUUUCAUCUUUCUCAUAUUGUCUUUUAUUUGAAUCACCUGCUAUCUUCCGCCUCACCUGCUAUCCUCUUACGCCUCAAGCUAUCCUCUUACGCCUCACCUGCUUUCCUCUUACGCCUCACCUGCUAUCAUCUUACGUCCCACCUGCUAUCCUCUUCCGCCUCACCUGCUAUCCUCUUACGCCUCACCGGCUAUCCUCUUACGCCUCACCUGCUAUCAUCUUCCGCCUCACCUGCUAUCCUCUUACGCCCCACCUGCUAUCCUCUUACGCCCCACCUGCUAUCCUCUUCCGCCUCACCUGCUAUCAUCUUACGCCUCACCUGCUAUCCUCUUACGCCUCACCUGCUAUCAUCUUCCGCCUCACCUGCUAUCCUCUUACGCCUCACCUGCUAUCCUCUUUCGUUGCAGCUAUGAUGCGCCCGCACCGUUAG
Acanthosepion pharaonis is the source of this 606-nucleotide messenger RNA. The record is from the annotation of a GenBank genome assembly. Lineage: Eukaryota; Metazoa; Mollusca; Cephalopoda; Sepiida; Sepiidae.